Columba livia (rock pigeon) is the source of this 3502-nucleotide messenger RNA. It is a transcript of the gene GFER, whose product is annotated as growth factor, augmenter of liver regeneration. Gene Ontology annotation, cellular component: mitochondrion. Gene Ontology annotation, biological process: liver development. NCBI's taxonomy places the organism in Eukaryota, Metazoa, Chordata, Aves, Columbiformes, Columbidae. The transcript has 3 exons. The record is from RefSeq and is a predicted model, not a curated record. The coding region runs from base 44 to 625 and encodes 193 amino acids. Gene Ontology annotation, molecular function: flavin adenine dinucleotide binding; flavin-dependent sulfhydryl oxidase activity.
CCCGCCGCGGCCGCCCCGGCCCGGCGUGCACCGCGGCGCCAAGAUGGCGGCGCCCAGCGAAGGCCGGCCGGGCCGUGGCGCUUCGCCGUUCCCGGGCACCGAGAGCGGCCCUUUCUCUUUCCCUUUCACCGCCCCGCACGGGGCCGCGGGCUCCGGGGCGGAGGAGCCGUCCAAGAAGCCGUGUCGAGCCUGCACAGAUUUCAAGAGCUGGCUCCGCGAGCAGAGGAAGCGGGCGGCCCCGGGCGGCGGGGACCCGACGGUCGUGGAGGAGAAGGAGCCGCCACCGGACUGUCCCCUGGACAGUGAGCAGCUGGGCCGCAGCACCUGGGCCUUCCUGCACACCAUGGCCGCCUACUACCCCGAGCAGCCCAGCCGAGCCCAGCAGCGCGACAUGCGCGACUUCAUCCACCUCUUCUCCAAGUUCUACCCCUGUGAGCACUGCGCUGAGGACCUGAGGGAGCGAUUGCGUACAAACCAGCCUGAUACGAGCAACAGAAAUAACUUCUCCCAGUGGUUGUGUCUUCUUCACAAUGAAGUGAACAGGAAACUGGGGAAAUCGGAAUUUGACUGCUCUCGUGUGGACGAGCGCUGGCGAGAUGGUUGGAAAGACGGUAGUUGUGAUUAAUCCACAGGGACUGCUGUGGAAAUGGGACAGACCAACUCGCUCUGGUGUCCAGCCACUGCAGGGAGAUGUGUGAGUCAAAACCUGUGUUUGUGUGUGCGUGGGUGUGACUGAUUGGCUUGUGGAAAUAAAGGUAAACCAAUUCUAAAAGUAAAUUUGAAGAUCUUAUCCUAAUAGUGUUUUGAUAAAUGAUUACGUGAAUAUGUUACCUGAGGGACUGAGGCCUUACAUUUGACACAGGAAUUGCCAAAAGCCGGUGAAAUUAAGUCACUGACAAACUCAAGGAGACUUUUUCAUUAUGACAUUUCCUUGUUUUAUGGGCAUUUGCUUAUUUCUGGGACGAGAAUUCCUUUUCCCUAAACACAGCUGUAGAGGGCUGCGCUGUGGCAUUUGAUGUUUAUCUGCAGGCAUUAUCCUGAUGUUUUAGAAAAUGCAUCUGAUUAAUUGACUUUUUCAUUUCUGUUGUUCCCCUAGAGAAAACUUGUGCUGGGUUUUGUACCAAGUCUGUACCCCCAGAUCUCUCUUUCUGAGAUCUCCAGUGCUUUUUGUUAACCUUGGAUCCAGUUCCUUUGAUGAAAGGCCUGAAGGUAGAUACAUAUAAUUUAAAUAUUAAAAUCAUGGAGCCUGGGUUUCUCAUUUUGUGUUUCAACUUAUCAUGUAAGAGAACAUUGUGGAAAGGGAAACUAAAGCAGGACAAGAAAAAAACCCUCAUCUGAUGAAUGGAACAAAGUAUCACCUGGUGAAAUUAAAAUGUUUUCAAUUGAUUGCUAAUUUUCUUUGGAUCCAGAAGUGGUAUAAUGAACUACUUAUUCCUAAAGCAGGUAAUGUCUUCACCUGUGCUGUGAACUUUCGUCAGUUGUGAAAAUAGCUUGAGACUGACAUCUGUAAUGAAUCAUAGAAUCAUUUUGGUUGGAAAGUUCAGCUUUAUUCGGCAUGCAGUAUUUCUGAGAUAUCACUUGCGUUUUGAAAUUCUUGAUUGGUAAUUGCUGACCUGGCUGCCAUUCUGGUGUCGUCCCUUAGCUAUAAAUCUCGCUAGUACAAAAGGACUUUACAAACCUACCUGCAGUAUUUGAGUCCUGCUCAAGACUUGGAUGUCAGCUUUACAUCACAUUCAUUGCGCAGAGGACUCAAAGGAGUCCCUGCGGUCGAUUCCAUCUGUUGGAACCACUCAGAAUCCACGCCAUGGGUAUUUUUCCUAUAGGUGUGAAUUCCAGAUUCCAGUGCAAUAGCAGCAGAAAUGGUUUACACCACAAAGCUUCCUAACACACCUCUCUAUAAAAAGAGACAGCUUACAAAAAAAAAAAGUCAAAAUCAUUUCAAGUUUGUAGAUCAGAUAAGCGAUAUUGUGUCCUUAUUGCAUUUCUGGCCGUUAAAAGUUUGCAGGAGUUUGCACAAACUGUGGCAAUAGCAGCUUUUUUCCUUCUCUACUUCCUGCUGAGGUCUUCUGCUGUGUUUCAGUGAGCUUCCUUAUUUCGUGCCCCACAGUGCAUUUGUAAAUUUACUCUUGCUGAUAAAGUGUUCCUUCGAAAUGCUAACAGUACUUUUAUAAUAAUACUAGAGUGAUGACAGCUCAUAAGUAGAACUUUGCUCUUCGCACCUGUGUGCAUGGGGCUUCUCAGCAUUUAGAGAAGCAAUAAGAACUUUGGAAAUACAUUUUAAUAUUUUAUGGCGUAUUCAAGUUCUUUCAAGUUGGACCUGUUAAAAUAGCAUGAGGCAGAUUUUAUGGACUGGUUAUUCAUGAAGUUUUUAUAUAGUAACGUUCCCAAACCCAACUGAACGGAUGAUAAGGUACUUCGUAAAGUGUGCGAUCUGACAUAUGGCUUGAAGGUAUCAUUCAGGUUAUUAAAAGUGCUCAGAAAAUUUCCCUAUUUGCCUAUUAGCAUGUUGGGGUUCUUAGAACAAAUGAAUUCCGGCCCUUUUUUUUUGGUAAGUAACGAUCUCAGUCCUCACAAUGAAUCAUGUUGGUAUCCAGUAGUGGGGAGAGGACCAACCCCUCAUUUUGUCACGCAUGACCUAAAUUACCCGGUUCUGUCAGGACAGCUUUAUCUGGUGUUGUGAACAGGCUUGCUUAUGGACUUGCUUAUGCUAAAGGAGAAAUUUACGGUUCUUCCUCCCCAAUCUGCCCCUGACUGUUCUCAGUGACAGUUUCAUCACCCAUAGAGCAGAUGGUAUUUCUUCCUAAUUUGCUUCAGACUAAAUGAGCAGGUUGGCACAACACCCGUCUCAUCCUUUUUCAUCUUAAUACUGAAAACGGGUCGGCUGGGUGAGUUGCACUUACUUGUGCAAGUGCAAAUGCACUUGACCUCUGGAGCUGCUGCUGUCUCGUGCUGGCCAGCGGCUGGUGAUGGGCACGUUGUGACUUUUCACUAUCCCGCAGCAUCUGCACACAUCUGGAGAGCGUGGGGAGGAAAAGAAACGUGUAUCCUGCUCAAAAUCUGGGAGAGCAACUGCGGCAACACCAAAUUUUUGUCACCUUGUGGUGUCCAGGGAGGUGCGUGCAGAAAGAAAAGCCCCGUCUGCAGCUGGUAGUAUGUUAUUAGAGCAGUUUGUAACUUUACUAAGUGGCCGUUUGAUAAAAUACCUGCUUGCACUGCGUUCUCUCAUGUUUAUGGCUUUGCAGAAGAGCUUCGACUUAAAUGUUUUUCAGGCAUAUCAUCACCUCUGUUGACUUGACUGUGUGGGGAGGGGGGUUUUGUUUUGCUGCUCAUUUGUACCACAGCUCAAGUUUUAAUCUUCUGUGAGGAAUUUCUAUUGAAGGUACUUGUAUUUGUGUACAGAAAAUUGUGAAUUCUCUUCUAAAUGAUUAAAUCUAGUUUUAAACAUAGCCGCAUUCAAAUUAUAUUUCCUGUUGAUGUAAAAAUAAUAAAGCAACUGAGUUAA